Chrysochloris asiatica (Cape golden mole) is the source of this 1496-nucleotide messenger RNA. RefSeq names its product fucosyltransferase 11 (alpha (1,3) fucosyltransferase) (gene POFUT4). Bases 15 to 1496 code for a protein of 493 amino acids. Gene Ontology annotation, molecular function: alpha-(1->3)-fucosyltransferase activity. Gene Ontology annotation, cellular component: Golgi membrane. The transcript has 3 exons. The record is from RefSeq and is a predicted model, not a curated record. NCBI's taxonomy places the organism in Eukaryota, Metazoa, Chordata, Mammalia, Afrosoricida, Chrysochloridae.
CUACCGGAGUGGACAUGGCUGCCGGCCACACGGGGGCUAUGCUUGCCACCAUCGGGGUGCUUAGUGUCCUUUCGGCUAGCGGCUCUGGACCCAUGGCGGAUGUGGAGGCUGGCGGGGAAGCGGAGUGGGUGGAGCCGUGGGACGAGCCAUGGGACGGGGCUGUUUUCCGGUCACCCUCGGCCCUGGGCACGGUGGGGGUGGCGCAGAGUCGGGGGAGCCAGCGGCCAGGGAAGGACUUACCUGUGCUGCUGUGGUGGAGCCCCGGGCUGUUUCCCCACUUCCCGGGAGACUCGGAGCGCAUCGAGUGUGCGCGCGGCGCGUGCGUAGCCUCCCGGGACCGACGGCUCCGAGGGGAUCCUCGGACGCGCGCACUGCUCUUCUAUGGUACCGACUUCCGCGCGUCUGAUGCCCCGCUGCCACGCUUGGUGCACCAAAGCUGGGCGCUCCUGCACGAGGAAUCGCCACUCAACAACUUCUUGCUGAGCCACACGCCUGGCAUCCGCCUCUUCAAUCUUACCGCUACCUUCAGCCGCCACUCGGACUACCCAUUGCCGCUGCAGUGGCUGCCCGGUACCGCCUAUCUGCGCCGCGCUGCCACCCCGCUCCAGGAGCGCGCUGAGUGGCGCCGCCGCGGUUACGCGCCGCUGCUCUACCUGCAGUCCCACUGCGACGUGCCCGCCGACCGGGACCGCUACGUGCGCGAGCUCAUGCGCUACAUCCCGGUGGACUCCUAUGGGAAAUGCCUGCAAAACCGGGAGCUGCCCACCCCAAGGCUACAAGACACAACCACAGCUACCACGGAGGAUCCAGAGCUCUUGGCCUUCUUGUCCCGUUAUAAGUUCCACUUGGCUCUCGAAAAUGCCAUAUGUGACGACUACAUGACAGAAAAGCUCUGGCGCCCCAUGCAUCUGGGGGCUGUGCCUGUGUACCGCGGUUCUCCCUCUGUGAGGGACUGGAUGCCCAACAAUCACUCCAUCAUCCUUAUUGAUGACUUUGAGUCACCUCACAAACUGGCAGAGUUUAUUGACUUUCUGGACAAGAAUGAUGAAGAGUAUAUGAAAUAUCUGGCAUACAAGCAGCCUGGGGGCAUCACCAACCAAUUCCUUCUGGAGAGUCUGAGGCGACGAGAGUGGGGAGUGAACGACCCUUUACUGCCCAACUACCUCAACGGCUUCGAGUGCUUCGUCUGUGACCAUGAGCUGGCUCGGCUGGAUGCUGAGAAAGCCCACGCAGCCUCGCCUGGGGACAGCCCUGCGCCGGAGCCUCACAUUGCCCAGCCCUCACACAUGGACUGUCCGGUGCCCACACCUGGUUUUGGCAACGUGGAAGACAUUCCCGAGAAUGACAGCUGGAAGGAGAUGUGGCUGCAGGAUUAUUGGCAAGGUCUGGACCAGGGAGAAGCCCUCACUGCUAUGAUCCACAACAAUGAAACACAGCAGAAGAAAUUUUGGGAUUACCUACAUGAGACCUUCAUGAAAAGGAAUCAGAACCUCUAA